UUGACUGCCAUUAUAUGUCCGAUGAAGUAAAGUAUGUCCACAAUGGCUGUCCACUCUUAAAGGAAGAUACCAUCAAGCUUCGCCUAUACAGGUUCACAGAGACAGAGACAUACAUGGAGGUGUUUUCUCUCCAUGUGGACAUUACAGCGCCUGAAUGCAACAUCAUUAAGAUGGGUCCCAAAUCCCUCCAGCUUGUCACUGGAGACCCAGAAAGAGCCACCAAGAGAGGAGACGAGCCCGAAAGUUUCAUCUAUUUACGUCAGCAGCUAGAUAAUAAAGCCAGAGCAAUGUGUAAAUCUGAAGAUUGCCUUAAGGGUCUGAAGCUAGUGACAUUCACUAAGGUUCCAUGUGAGGACUUCCUUCUGAUGGGACUAAAGUACCAACACAUAGAUCCACCGUCUCCAGAUGUAGACUAUAUUGCAAUCAGACUGGACCUCAAGGACACCAGGAGUGGCAGCAUAUAUCAGUCUGAGCAGGCCUGGCUUCCGGUCCGGAUCACUGGUGCAAUGCCCAACCAGCCUCCCAAACCAUCUUUCAUGUCCAUGUUUAUCUUAGAGGUGGACCAGUUCAUUCUCACUCCCCUCUCCACUGCGACACUGGAUGCUGAAGAUGAGGAAACUCCAAAACAGCUUCUGGUUUUUAACAUCACUAAACACCCCGAGGAAGGCUUUAUCACCCACCUGACUGAUCACACUCGUCCAAUUUCCUCCUUUACAUGGCUGGAUCUGAAUGACAUGCUCAUAGCAUAUCAACCCCCAAACUCUUCACAUUCCCAACGAAGGAAUUAUGAGGUGGAAAUGGAGGUUCAUGAUUUCUUCUUUGAGAAGAGCUCAUCAAUAACCAUCCACACAUCUGUAAGGAAUGCAGACACAAAUGCACCAAGAGUGUCCUGGAACAUGGGUCUAAGUCUGCUGGAGGGCCAGUCUCGUCCAAUAAUGUGGGACCAAUUCCAAAUUGUGGAUAAUGACAAUCUGAAUGUUGUUCGAGUCAUCACUGUGGAUGGCCUCCUGCAUGGGCAGCUAACUGUGAGAGGUAGAAAGGGCUUCAUGUUCACCAUCAGUGACAUAAGAGCAGGUGUUGUCUGUUAUCACCAUGACGACAGUGACUCCACAAAAGACUUCAUUAUUUUUCGCAUCACCGAUGGCCAUCAUCAGACCCGACAUAAGUUCCCCAUUAAGAUUCUCCCCAAAGAUGACAGCCCCCCUUUCCUCAUAACUAACAUGCUGGUGGAGGUCUUAGAGGGCCAGACGACGCUGCUCAGAGGCUCCACCCUCAAGGCUUCAGACAUGGACUCCAGUAAUGACUACAUCCUCUUUAACAUCACUCGCCUCCCGCAGGCAGGAGAGGUUAUGAAAAUCCCAGGACCAGGCCUGACAGGUUACCCUGUCAGCCACUUUCUCCAGAAGGACCUGUCACAGUCCAUCGUGUACUACAGACACCUUGGGAACGAGGUGUUUGAUGACUCAUUUGAGAUUGUGCUGUCUGAUUUCCAUGAUCCCCCAAACCUGUCAGAACCUCAAGUGGUAGUGGUGCACAUUGAACCAGUUCCGGACCAACCACCAAAGGAGGUUCCUGGUUCCACUCGGUGUCUUGUGAUCAAAGAGACACAAGUGGCCCAUUUAACGCAGCAACAGCUUCACUUUGUAGACCCAGAGACGCCAACCAGCGAGCUCACAUACACCGUUACAACUCCACCUUUCUUCACUGGUCAGUACAGCAAUCCAGAUGCAGGGAGGUUGUUCUUAGUCGACAGUGUACCCAAAUUUACCAAAGAUUCCAAUGCACCAGUCCUCAGACUCUUCACGCAAGAUGCGGUGAACUUCAUGAAAGUAGCCUACAUGCCUCCAAUGAUGGAUAUCGGUCCUUACCCUCAGAAUAUCCAGUUCAUUCUAUCUGUAACCAACCAUCUGGGCAAAACAAUAACUGGGAUCUGCUUUAAUAUCACUCUAAUGCCAGUGGACAAUCAGCCACCACAGGUUACUGCUGUUCCUUUGACUGUAGAUGAGGGAGGGGACAACUUCCUGGGCCAUGAGCACUUGCAGCUGUCAGAUGCUGACACAGUACUAGAAGCCUUGCACAUUGAGCUUCGAAGGGAACCACAACACGGGGUUCUGCACCUUGGUGGUCAUCCACUUUCAGCAGGCCAGAACUUUACUCUGCAGGACCUCAUAACCCAUAAAGUUAGGUACCAUCAUGAUGGCUCAGAAACUACAAAAGACACUAUUGAAUUUACUGCAACAGAUGGUGCUAAUCCAGUCAGUUUUACGCUACCUGUGAAGGUAACACCCAUCAAUGAUGAGCUCCCAGUGAUGGUCUCUGGUUUGAAACCAGUUCUUAAGUGUCCAGAAGGAGAAGAAAUAAUCAUCACUGCAGAGUACAUCUGUGCCACUGAUGCUGACAGCGACAACAGCAGCCUUGCGUUCCUAAUAGCCCGGCAGCCUUACCAUGGGGUGGUUCUGCAAAACGGUGUCAUUGUGGAUCGCUUCAUCCAAGCAGACGUCACUGCAGGCAUCAUCGCCUACAGACACACAGGGCUGGAGAUUGGACUAACUCCUCGCCAUGACACUAUCACGUUUGUUAUUUCUGAUGGAGAAUCUGAAACAUCAGCUCUGUGCUGCGGUGGAGGAACUCCCGCCGGGAACGGAGGCGCGACUCGCCAGCGGGAGAGCCUGCCUGUCUACGACCUCCAUAUCACUGUGUUUCCUGUUGACAGUCAGCCACCUUCACUGGCAACAGGUGACAUCUUCACAGUGGAUGAAGGUGGAACUGCCCUAAUAACAGCUGCUCAUUUGAAGGCCUCUGAUGUAGACACAGUUGUAGACAAGCUUGUGGUCAGUCUGAUUUCACCUCCCCAGUUUGGUUACAUAGAAAAUGUCCUCCCCAGCCCUGGCUUUGAGAAAAGCAACACUGGCAUAAGCAUAGCUUCUUUUCUAUACAAGGAUAUUAUUGAGGGUCAUAUAAAUUAUGUGCAGUCCAGACACCAGAGGAUGGAGCCCACAGCGGACCAGUUCAUGCUUUGUGUCUCAGACGGCAAGCACAACUCUGCUAACAUCCCUUUCUACAUCAUAAUUAGCCCAACAAAUGAUGAAAUCCCAGAGUUUAUGGCACGCAACAUCACAGUGAAAGAGGGAGAAAUGAAGCACCUUGACUCAUCUGUGUUCCAUGCGAUGGACCUAGAUGUCCCCAAGAACGCUCUGCUUUUCUCUGUGGUCAGACCUCCUCAGCAUGGCACCAUCAUCCGUCACGGGAAUGGAAACCCAAUCACCAAGAGACAGGAACCCAACCUAUGGUCUCCUGUGGUUGACUUUACUCUGACAGAUGUCACAAAGGGUUUGGAUCUCGCAUAUCUGCAUGAUGACAGUGAAAACAUGAUUGACAGUUUUAUUAUCCAGUUGACUGACGGCAGACAUGAAAUCCAGAGACAGGUGACGGUUGAAGUGGUGCCAGUGAAUGAUGAAGAGCCUCAUGUCAUCAGGAACAACGGGCUGGAAGUGGAACCAGGAGAAGCUCGGGUUAUAUCCAGCGUUACAUUGUUUGCAGAGGACAAAGACACACCCUCCACAGAGAUCGUGUAUGUUUUUGAGAGUGUUCCAACCCAGGGAAUACUUCAGCUUAAGGAAGGCCAGAAUUGGGUGACACUUACAGCUGGGAGGACAUGUACACAGGACAUGGUGGACAUGAACCUUCUGCGUUACAAACACACUGGCUAUCAUGCUACUAAAACACAGGACUUCUUUGUUUUCCACCUGAUUGAUGGAAAGAAUCAAUCGCCACCACAGCACUUCCAGAUUUAUGUCAAAAAUCUGGAGAAAGGAAACAUUACUAUCUUUGUGAAGCCAGUAAAUGUCAGCCGAGGUGAUCGUGUUGUUCUCACAACUGAUGUGCUGCUGGCCACAGAUGGCACUGAUAAGCCAGAGGAGCUUCUGUACGUGAUCACCAAACCACCUGCUCAUGGACAUGUGGAGUACAUCAAACAUCCAGGACUGAUCAUCUCCACCUUCAGCCAAAUGGACAUAGCAGCAAACCUUGUCGCUUACGUUCAUGACAACCGAGCCAGCAAAGCAGUAGAGAGUUUUCAGUUUGUUGUAAGCAAUGGAAAGACCAGCCGAAAUGGAAGCUUUGAGCUGCGAGUGGAGAUAAUGGAUCGUGUUCUGCCAUCUCUGACCUCCAACAAAGGCCUCCAGGUCCCACAAGGUUCUGCCAUGAUCCUUGGUCCGGACUGCCUCUCCUUAUCUGACCCUGACACUCCACCCAGGGCCCUGACCUUUUUUCUGCGACAGCCUCCGCAAUAUGGCAAGCUGCUUUUAGCGGGUGUCGCACUGACUGCUGACUCAAACUUCACACAGGAACACAUAAAGGAGCUGCAGGUAUCAUACAGACAUGAUGGUGGACCAUCGCAGAUCGACCGAUUUGCUUUCCUGGCCUCUGACACCUCCAAUCGAGGCUUUCUGCAAGAUGGGAAACGGCAAACAGAGCCUGUGUUUUUCACCAUUCAGAUCAAGCCUUUGGAUAAGUCUUCACCUGAAGUAAUUAAGAUAGUCCCACUUUGGAAAGCUGAGCUCCUAUCUGAUGGCAGAUAUGGGAUUUUCCUGACUUCUCGAGAGCUGAAGGCUCAGGAUAGUGACAGCAGAGAAGAGGAGCUAAUAUUCUGCAUCGUCCGCCCACCUUAUUUUGGCUACCUUGAAAACAUUACCACAGGCAGGUUUGUGUCACAGCGCUUCUCUCAGAUUGAGCUUAACAAAAGAACCAUCGCCUAUAUUAUCAAUCUGGAUGGGGAGUUUCUCUCGGACAGCCUGGAGUUCAAAGUGUCUGAUGCUUUAGGAAACACGGGUCCCUCUCACACACUUGAAUUUCGAUGGAGCAGGGUGGAGUUUUCUCAGCCUGAGUCCUCUUCAUGUGAGGAGCAGGAACAAAUCUCCCUGGACAUCAUUAGAAAGGGGAACUUAGCAGAGUCAUCAUAUGUUACUGUCAAGGUGAUUGAGGGGACCGCAACUGCUGGAAGGGAUUUCCUUUCAAACCCUUCCUCCCUUAUUCAGUUUGACCCAGGAGUAGCAAAGCGAAGCUGGCAAGCCGAGAUAGUUGAAGAUGACAUUGAGGAGGCCGAUGAACUGUUUGAGGUGCUGCUAGUUUCUCCAGAGGCCUCAGUAAUUGGAAGCAUCAGCAAGGCUCAGCUUACUAUCAGAGACUCGGGAAAAGGACAGUGCAGGCCAAAGCAGGAUCAACAAGCUCCUCUUCUAGGAGGAAAAGAGAUUCGUUCGGACACGUAUCCCCAGCAUGGAUCCAUCCAUCUGGAAAAACUUCCCCUUGGUACAGAAUCUGUCAUAUGGGCCAGAGGAGACAGCAUCUCUGCCCCAGGAGAACAUCUCCCAAAGAAAAAACUCAGAGUUGUGAGCGAUCCCAAACCUAUUGCCCCUUCAUCAGUGUUCCACAAUGGGACAGACAUAAUUUACACAUAUCACGGAAUCAUGUCAAUGAGAGUUGAGGAUGACACGUCCCCAUCUAGGAGGAGCAGAAAGGCAAACAUCCGGGUGGUUAGCAGGGGGCCCCAGCACCAGCUACCCGGACUUAUUACUGAAGCACAAUCCAACUCACCAAGAGAGGAUCCACUUAAGAAGGGAAGCCCUCUGGGACAUGCUACAACCAAUACCUCUGUACCCAAGGCAUGUGUGCCAGAGUUAAUGGGGCUUUUACAUUUCAACCAGUCCACCAAUCAGCUUCUUCACUGCAAUGGUGUCUCCUGGAAACCCUGGGCACCAACUGACCAGAUAGUUGGUGCUCAGAUGUGUCCUCAGGGCUGGACUUUUCAAGGAGGACAUUGUUAUAUCCUCUGUACCGAGCAAAAGCUCACAUGGAGCGCAGCUAACAGGGCCUGCAGAGAAAGGUUUAAGGGAAGUCUUGCGAGUGUUCUGUCUAAAGCUGACAUGGACUGGUUAUGGGACUUCAGCGGAAGAAAGCCUUUCUGGAUAGGUCUGAACAACAGGAAGGGUCGAGGACGAUGGGAGUGGGCCGACGGUGAGCCUGUCAGCUACACAAACUGGAAAAAGGCACCCCCUCGUUCCAGAAUGAGGGGAAACAGGAAUUGUGUGCUGGUAUGGAGAAGAGCCAAGUGGCAAAUCAGAGACUGCAAGAGUAGCAGAGGUCACCACUUUGUGUGCUCAGUGAAACUUUGAGAACAGCUUAGAGAGGUGUUACUGCAGAGCUGAUGCUCAGGACCACUGGGAUCUAUUUUAUGACCUACUUCUAUGCCUUAUUGUGAAAGUACCAGAGUAUCAAAGCAACUCUAGUUCACUUCGGUCUAUUUAACCACUGAAAGUGUUAAAGACUUAUGUUUUUUAGUUAAUUUCUGUUAGAGUGAAAACAGUCGGAGCAUCUGCAUGGAACUUUGAUGAACCAAAUGCGCAGGAGACAUGGUUUCACACAUUCUUCAACAGAACACCUCACCUCUCUUAUGUGUGUGUGUGUGUGUGUGUGUGUGUGUGUGUGUGUGUGUGUGUGUGUGUGUGCGUGCG
This is a messenger RNA of Fundulus heteroclitus (mummichog), 6509 nucleotides long. RefSeq names its product Fras1 related extracellular matrix 1a (gene frem1a). Gene Ontology annotation, cellular component: membrane. The record is from RefSeq and is a predicted model, not a curated record. NCBI's taxonomy places the organism in Eukaryota, Metazoa, Chordata, Actinopteri, Cyprinodontiformes, Fundulidae. The transcript is spliced from 36 exons. Gene Ontology annotation, biological process: cell communication. The coding region runs from base 15 to 6170 and encodes 2051 amino acids.